Molecule: messenger RNA, 4193 nt
Organism: Nematolebias whitei (Rio pearlfish)
Lineage: Eukaryota; Metazoa; Chordata; Actinopteri; Cyprinodontiformes; Rivulidae
Gene: zranb1b
Product: zinc finger, RAN-binding domain containing 1b
Exons: 10
Coding region: 422-2686 (754 amino acids)
Biological process (GO): protein K33-linked deubiquitination; cell migration; protein deubiquitination involved in ubiquitin-dependent protein catabolic process
Cellular component (GO): nucleus; cytoplasm
Molecular function (GO): cysteine-type deubiquitinase activity; K63-linked polyubiquitin modification-dependent protein binding
Source: RefSeq, a predicted model, not a curated record
UAUUUUUCAACCCAGCUUCGGUUGCUUCCCCCCCUCCUCUGUGCCGCCGCCAUUAAAGCCCGUCAGUAUGGUGUUUGGGAAUCGGGAGGGGGGGGAAAGGAUUAAAAUGAUUUAAAGCGUCCAAAACAACAACCGAGGGACGGGACCAGUGGGGGGGUUCUUGUUCCACAGUGCCCGUUUAACGGCGCUCACCAAAAAGUAAAUAUGCGGUUGGUGUUCAAGUGAGAGAAGCCCGAGUUCGGACUGGCGAGGGUUUCUCCGACGGGGGUGGAGGUCCAUUUGUUUUGGCUGCAGCGGGGGACUGGAGUGUAACACAGCAAAGCAGAGUUUCCUGCUUGCUGUGUGAUCUCCAUAAGAGUGGAUCUGCCGAGCUGACAGUCCCCCUGAACGGCUGGAAACCUCCUUUAGUGGCAGCGCGACGAUGACAGAGCUGGGUGCCAAGUGGGCUUGUGAAUACUGCACAUACGAGAACUGGCCAUCGGCCAUCAAGUGCACCAUGUGCCGCGCUCAGAGGCCCAGCAGGGGUGCCAUCAUUACUGAGGAGCCCUUUAAGAGUAGUCCUGCCCUGGAUGCCAGUUUGCAUCAGUGGGACCCCGCAGGCCUCAGCAACAGUCCAUCUCAGGGGGGAUCAAGCCUACUCAUUUGUCCAGACUCUAGUGCCCGACCUCGCGUUCGCAUUGCUGAUGUUCCUGAGACCACUAGUAAGUGGUCGUGUCACAUGUGUACUUACCUGAACUGGCCUCGCGCUAUUCGUUGUACCCAGUGCUUGUGCCAGAGACCACAAUCUCAACAGCAGCAUGGGCAGCAUGCACCACAUCAAGGACAUCAUACCCAGCAACCCCACAGCCCCACGGAAUCACCGCAAACUUCAGGCUCUGGAUGUCGUCCCACUCCCCCAACCACUACUACAGACCCUUGUGAGGAAUAUAAUGACCGCAACAGGCUCAACACUAAUGCACAGCACUGGACCUGCAUGGCCUGUACUUAUGAGAACUGGGCUGAGACACUCAAAUGUGUUGUGUGCGAUCAUCCCAGACCCAAUAGUCUUCUUGCUGAAUCUAUCGAACUGGCGUCAGGGCCUGAAAGGCCGUCCUCAACAUUUAACGAGCAGGACCAGGACAACAGGAGGAGUGCUGUCGGGCAAGGAGUUGGGGGUGUGGUAGGGGGAGUGGUGGGCUGUAGCAGCAGUCAGCGGAGAUCACCUCCAUCUGAAAAACGGGAAACUGAAGUGAACAUGGACUUUCAGAGGAUUGAACUAGCGUCAGGAGCAGGGAUUGGGAGCAAAGAGGAACUCGAGGUGGAUUUCAAGAAAUUGAAGCAGAUUAAGAACAGGAUGAGAAGAACAGACUGGCUUUUCCUCAACGCAUGCGUUGGUGUUGUAGAAGGGGACCUGGCAGCUGUGGAAGCGUACAAGUCAUCUGGAGGUGACAUAGCACGACAACUGACAUCAGACGAGGUGCGUCUAUUAAACAGACCCUCAGCAUUUGAUGACGGCUUCACGCUGGUUCACCUAGCCAUCCGCUUCCAGAGACAGGACAUGCUGGCUGUGCUGCUCACAGAGGUUUCCCAGCAGGCAGCCAAGUGUAUUCCAGCCAUGGUGUGUCCCGAGCUGACUGAGCAGAUCCGUCGGGAGGUAGCGGCCUCUCUUCACCAACGCAAAGGAGACUUCACCUGCUACUUCCUCACUGACCUGGUCACCUUCAGCUUGCCUGCAGACAUUGAAGACUUGCCGCCAGCGGUUCAAGAAAAAUUGUUUGAUGAGGUGCUGGACCGAGACGUACAAAAAGAACUCGAGGAAGAGUCUCCCAUAAUCAACUGGUCACUAGAGCUUGGGACGAGAUUCGAUAGUCGGCUGUAUGCACUCUGGAACCGUACAGCUGGUGACUGCCUCCUUGACUCUGUGCUUCAAGCUACAUGGGGUAUCUACGAUAAGGACUCGGUGCUUCGCAAGACCCUCCACGACAGUUUGCACGACUGCUCUCACUGGUUUUACAUGCGCUGGAAGGAGUGGGAGUCGUGGUAUUCCCAGAGCUUUGGGUUGCACUUCUCCCUUCGAGAGGAGCAGUGGCAGGAAGACUGGGCUUUCAUCCUGUCCCUCGCCAGCCAGCCAGGAUCAAGCUUGGAGCAGACCCACAUUUUCGUUCUUGCACACAUACUUCGUAGGCCCAUCAUAGUUUACGGAGUAAAGUAUUACAAAAGUUUCCGCGGCGAAACGCUUGGGUACACUCGUUUUCAAGGUGUGUACUUGCCUCUUUUGUGGGAGCAGAGUUUCUGCUGGAAGAGCCCAAUCGCUCUGGGUUACACUCGAGGCCACUUCUCAGCUCUGGUGGCUAUGGAGAACGAUGGCUUCGACAAUCGCGGCGCGGGCGCCAACCUCAACACAGACGAUGACGAGACGGUCACAUUCCUGCCACUGGUUGACAGUGAGAGGAAGCUGCUUCACAUUCACUUCCUCUCUGCACAGGAAAUGGGUAAUGAAGAGCAACAGGAGAAGCUCCUGCGGGAGUGGCUGGACUGCUGUGUGACAGAGGGCGGAGUUCUAGUGGCCCUUCAGAAAAGCUCCCGUCGCCGCAACCACCCGCUCGUCACCCAGAUGGUGGAGAAGUGGCUCGACGGCUACCGGCAGAUCCGCCCCUGCGCCUCUUUGUCUGAUGGCGAAGAGGAUGAAGACGAUGACGACGAGUGACUGAACUUAGUUUUCCUCUGGUUGUUUUUUCCCCCUUCCUUUCUUGACACGGACAAACUGUGAAAGCCUUCAGUAGAAGUCAGGGAACCACAAGCUCCUGGCGCUCGCCUCCAAAGCUACAGAAGACACGGCUGCUCUUCUGGUCCGUUCAGGCACUCGGACAUAUUUCACAAAAAACUUUCAACACUUUCCUCAGACCAAUGUGAGACUGACAGAGAACACUGAGUGACAAUAAAGGUUUACAAAUGCAAAUAACCCUUUGAUUUAAGUUUCAAAUCUAAAAGAAUAAAGUAAUUUUUAUCCGUAGAUGUAAAUGCAUGUGGUUGUUAAAAAACGAAAUAUACCAGCAUUUAUUUCAAUCAGUACCUUCUAUUUGUUCAGUGUGGGCACUGACAAAAGCACACUUCCAAAUUAAACAAUGUUUUUCCAGUUGUAUGAGAAUGUUCAGCAUUUUUGUGUUCGAACAGAGGGACAAAGCCAAUAAAUAUUCAGAAAAACAGAGAUUGUAUAAUAAUAACAAUAUUAAUAUGUAUAUCCUUAUAAUUAAGCACUGCACAUUUCUGAGAACAUUAAUUAAAAACGGUAUCAUUGCUUGAAAUAAUGAUCAUUUAUGAAGCUUUUAAAAGGGAGCUGUGCCCUUCACAAGUUGGAUCUACACUUACCAAGGUUUAGCACAUGAACGUUCAUGUUGGUUUACUUUUUGCAGACUGAACUGAGAAGUUGUGUGUGCGUGUGUUUUGUUAGAACUUAUUCUACAUAUUUAUUGUUUGAAGAUUUCAACGUUAAGAGCUUUCUGUAUAUUUUUCUCGAUUGUGUGUUGUUUUCUUUUUUUUUUUUUGUUAAUUUUUCCCUCAAUUUCAAUGAAGACUCGUUGCACAGAAACACUGUUCCUGUGAGGAGAGAACCAAUCAUGGCGGUGGAACGUUUACUUGCGUUGUUGCAUGAGAUUUAGUACCUCAAACGAAUGCCUAAAUUCUGGUGCUUUAUUUUGGUUUUUGUUUAUUAUAUUUUUUCGGAGCAAUUAAGCGAGACAUUGGACGUUUGCAUAAAACCCAGUCACAUUUGUCUUCUAAACCCUGUUUGUCCCGUCGUUCCUGAAAGUAUUUGCUGUCCAGCUCACCUUUGUGCUACAUGUCAGAUCAGCUUCUCUGUAAAACCUGCUGUCAACCCCUUGUUUUCAAUAAACCGUUGUGUGACUGCAACAUAUUAAACCAAAGCUGAGAGGAACAAGGAAAAAAAGUGUCAACUCCUUUUUUUUUGCUGUGAAUGUUUUGCGUUUUUUUCUCUCUUGCCAUUGUGUACUGUAACCUUUGUGUUUCAUUUGUGGCAUACAUGUUUUGAGCAUCACCUGUAUGUUGCUUUGUAUUUAUGCAAUAGUUGCAGUUGUGACUAUGAUGGUUUGUGAAUUUAGGCCUGACUUCACUAAACGGAGUGUAAUGCAAAGAACAGGCAAAAUAUGAAAUAAAAAUAAUAAUAAAGGAAAAUCUUUUUGAAUGUCCAAACUUAA